AUGGCUUGGUGCCGCGCGAGGCGGCUGAUGCCCACAUUUUUCCGGAGACGCCCCUUGGGCGCCCGCCCUUCGGGCACAUCCUUGGCGACCGUGCCUUCGUCCAGCAGGUAUGACCUGAGACCGCUGGCGGUCAUGGCAACCGUAGCGGCAACCGUGGAGCAGCAUAGGCGCAGCCACCUGUGCGCGAGCACGCAGCAGGUGGGUCUUGGUAAGGCUGCAGAGUUUGAAGAGGGGACUAUGACAGAGGUCAAGCUGGAAGGCGGCAGCGCCGUGCUGGUGCACCGCCACCAAGGAGAGUUCUUUGUGACCUCCCCGUCCUGUGCCCACUAUGGGGCUCCACUGAAGAAGGGCGUCUCCUCCGCCGGGGGCCGUGGUGGCGCACCCACAGUGACCUGCCCGCUGCACGAUGCUACCUUCGACCUGCGCACGGGCCAAGUGGUGCGGGGGCCGGCGGUGGAUGGUAUCGCCGUGUACCGGUCCCAGGUGAAGGAUGGCCAGCUGGUGGCGGAAGUGCCCUCGGAGAUUGCCAGCGGUGGCAAGCACAAGAAGGUGCUGAAGGCCAUGGCCAAGCGGAAGGGCUCCGACGGCCGCGUCUUCGCCUUGCUGGGCGGCGGCCCUGCGUCCCUGGCGGCCGCCGAGACGCUGCGUCAGGAAGGGUUUACGGGACGGAUUGUGAUGCUCACCCGGGAGCCGCAUCUGCCUUACGACCGCGUGCAGCUGUCCAAGGCCUUAGACAAGACGGUUGAGAAGCUGCUCCUUCGGCCUGAGUCGUUCUACCAAGACUACGACAUUGAGGUGGUGAGAGGCGCAAAUGUCACAAAGCUGGAUGCCAAAGAGCAGAACAUUUUCUACACCGGAGCAGACGACAAGCAAGAGAAGUUGCACUAUGACAAAGUCCUUGUGGCCACCGGCGGCAGCCCGCGCAAGCUGUUCGUCCCUGGCAGCGACUUGCAGAACAUCUUCACAUUGAGGACGCCUGAGGAUGCCGCUCAGAUCGCAAAGCUGGCCAAGAGCGGGCAGAAGAUGAUUGUGGUGGGCGGGUCCUUCAUUGGUAUGGAGGUGGCCUCCUCUCUGGCGAAGAAGGGCUGCGACGUGGCGGUCAUCGCCAUGGAGACGGUGCCCUUUGAGCGGGUGUUGGGGAAGAAGGUGGGCGCUUCCUUCGCGAGGAAGCUGCAGAAAGAAGGGGUCGAAUGGUUCGGCACCUCUCAGGUGCGGCUCUUCCGGGGCAACGAAGCGGUGAACGGGGUGGAGCUGGAGGACGGCGAGGUCUUGCCCGCAGAUUGCGUCGUGGUUGGGGCAGGCGUCCUGCCGAACACCCGCUUCGUGGAGGGCUUGUCCUUGGACAAGAAUGGGGCCAUCAUCGUCAACCCAUUGCUGCAGGCCGAGAACUGUGAGAACCUCUUCGCGGCAGGGGACGUGUGCGCGUACCCGGCGGUGAGGACGGGGCAGCGGGUAAGGAUCGAGCACUGGGACGUGGCCAUGCAGCAGGGCCGAACGGCGGCCGCCAACAUGCUCGGGAAGUUCCAGCCAUUCACGACCACACCCUUCUUCUGGUCAGGCCUCUUCGGGAACGUGAACCUCCGCUUCGUGGGCCAUGCGCCGGAGGCGCUGGACCGAGUCAUCAUCGAAGGCGACGUCAGCACCAUGGAGUUUGUCUCGUACUACACAGAGGAUGACGAGGUCCGGGCGGUGGCCACGGUGAAUCGGGACCCUGUGGCCGUGGUUGUGGCGGAGCUCAUGCGGAGGGGCCAGAUGCCCAGCGUGUCCGAGCUGAUGCUGGGCACAGUCAACGCAGAAGUCCUCUCGCGCCGCCUCAGAGACCUCAGCAAGCCUAAGAAGGCUUAA
Molecule: messenger RNA, 1845 nt
Organism: Effrenium voratum
Lineage: Eukaryota; Dinophyceae; Suessiales; Symbiodiniaceae
Source: the annotation of a GenBank genome assembly